Tarenaya hassleriana is the source of this 1712-nucleotide messenger RNA. RefSeq names its product ureidoglycolate hydrolase. The record is from RefSeq and is a predicted model, not a curated record. The transcript has 12 exons. Lineage: Eukaryota; Viridiplantae; Streptophyta; Magnoliopsida; Brassicales; Cleomaceae. Gene Ontology annotation, molecular function: hydrolase activity, acting on carbon-nitrogen (but not peptide) bonds, in linear amidines. The coding region runs from base 53 to 1495 and encodes 480 amino acids.
GGAAAGACCAACAUUCCCGUUAUGAACACACAGAACCUCACACUGAAGAAAAAUGGCGCUUUUGAAAUCUCCCGACUUCUGGUCUCGUGCCCUUCUUCUUCUCUUGUCUCUUUGUUCCCCGCCUUCAAGCUUAGCUCAACAGCAACAUGAAGAAGACCCAACGAUCAGAACUAUGGAGGAUUUCUCUGGGUACCCAAUUCACGAACCGGAUCAAUUCCAUUUCGCCGACCUUGCCUCUUCACUGUCUGUUGAUUCUCAAAGGCUGAAAGACCAGAUAGAUGAGCUUUCCGGGUUCUCCGAUUCUCCAGCCCCUUCAGUGACCAGGGUUCUAUACACUGACAGAGAUGUCUUGGCACGCCGGUACGUAAAGAACUUGAUGGGACUUGCUGGCCUAUCUGUUAGAGAGGAUGCUGUUGGUAACAUAUUUGGCAGAUGGGUUGGAUCUGAGCCAAAUCUUCCUGCAGUUGCCACUGGAUCUCACAUUGAUGCUAUUCCAUAUUCGGGGAAAUAUGACGGAGUUGUUGGUGUUUUAGGCGCAGUAGAAGCCAUCAAUGUGUUGAAAAGGUCGGGGUUCAAACCCAAGAGGUCUCUGGAGAUUAUCUUGUUCACGUCGGAAGAACCUACACGAUACGGCAUCAGCUGUUUAGGAAGCCGUUUACUCGCUGGAAGCCAAGAACUGGCAGAAGCCUUAAAGACCACAGUUGUGGAUGGCCAAAAUGUGUCCUUCCUAGAAGCAGCUAGAUCAGCGGGAUAUGCAAAAGAUGGAGAUGACUUGUCAAGCGUGUUCCUGAAGAAAGGAAGCUACUUUGCUUUUAUCGAGUUGCAUAUUGAACAAGGACCUACAUUGGAAGAGGAAGGUUUACAGAUCGGUAUAGUAACAGCCAUUGCUGCUCCAGCAAGUUUGAAAGUGGAUUUUGAAGGCAAUGGAGGGCAUGCUGGUGCUGUCCUUAUGCCAUAUAGGAACGAUGCGGGACUUGCAGCUGCAGAGUUAGCUCUUGCUGUAGAGAAACACGUAUUAGAAUCGGGAUCAAUAGAUACUGUAGGGACUGUCGGUAUUCUGGAACUGCAUCCCGGGGCAAUCAACAGCAUUCCGAGCAAAUCUCAUCUUGAAAUCGACACCCGGGACAUUGAUGAAGCAAGGAGGAACGACGUGGUUGAGAAAAUCCGGGACUCUGCAAACAGAAUAGCUAAAAGCCGAAAAGUAAAGUUAUCGGAAUUCAAGAUUGUAAAUCAAGAUCCACCAGCUCUCUCAGACAAGCUGGUGAUCCAGAAAAUGGCGGAGGCAACAACAGAGCUCAACCUGACGCACAAGACAAUGAUCAGCCGAGCUUAUCAUGAUUCUCUGUUCAUGGCCAGGAUAUCUCCAAUGGGUAUGAUAUUCAUCCCUUGCUACAAAGGGUAUAGCCAUAAACCUGAAGAGUAUGCAGCUCCUGAAGAUAUGGCAAAUGGUGUGAAGGCUCUUUCCCUCACUCUGGCCAAACUUUCCUUGGAAUGAAGUGCUCCGUCGGAUUCUUUACCCUCUAAAUGAGACAGAGACUUGCAUUGUGUAGUUGUCUUUUCACAAGAAAUAAAAUGCAGUGGAAAAGAAGUUUAAAAAAAAAAGAAAGGGAAAAUGAGGCACGCAGGGUAGAGAAAGAUUUUAACUAAAUACUAUGGACGUUGGAAAUUCAACUUUACAUCAAAUUAUUAGAUUUUGGGUGACGUUUAUAUAA